Entelurus aequoreus (snake pipefish) is the source of this 4707-nucleotide messenger RNA. Its product is annotated as filaggrin-2-like. Bases 43 to 4650 code for a protein of 1535 amino acids. The transcript is spliced from 4 exons. The record is from RefSeq and is a predicted model, not a curated record. NCBI's taxonomy places the organism in Eukaryota, Metazoa, Chordata, Actinopteri, Syngnathiformes, Syngnathidae.
GUCCACUGAGUUGGUCCAGCUAGACCUACUCAGGUUGCAACCAUGGGGCCGGGACUCUCUGCAAGAUUAACUUGGAUCUGCGUGCUGCUGAUUAGCGGCGCUGCUAGCCUGCCGGUCCAACAUGGCAACAGGUCUACGAACCAGGACACCACGGACUCGCUUGCCGGGGCCGUCUCUCCAAAGGAUCUGCCGCAAAGCUCCAACUUCCCUGCGGAAGCGGAUGAACCGGCGAACCCCACAGCUGACACAAAGGGAGCUUCGAGUAUUGUUUCACGUGAGCCCAAGGCUGUGACCUACGACCACAAUGCCAACAAGAUAUCAAGUGGUCCCGUGCCUCAAGCUGACGUUCCCAUUACCAGUGACAAAUUCAGACCCCAAGCCGCUGAAUCAGGUGCGAGUUCUGCUUGGAGAGCGUACAAUCCUCCCAGCUACACCCCCUCAGCUGCUGCUGGUCUACAAGACGGUCCCGUCGAUGCCAAGCAACAGCCAGAAUCUACUUUAGAUGUUGACAAUGACUCCGCAUGGUCAGGCGUUGAUCCACGUUCCAGCUACCGGUCUUCAACUGCUGGCAGCGUAAAAGGGAGUUGGAAGCAGCAGGAAGCGUCUAGUCCAGGUGCUCACGUGCACCCAGGAUGGCCAAGCUAUGACUUAGCCUCAAGCUACGAAUCUUCAAGUGGUCAACAAGCCGGUCCUAAUUCUGGGAUACAGCAACAAUUCCAUCCAGGUGUUCAUGAGCACUCAGGAUUGUCAGGUGAAGACUCUGCUUCCAGUUCCAAAACUUCAACUGGUUACCAAGCCAAUAAAAAUAUUCUCAAGCACCCAGGGUGGUCAGGCUAUGACUCGAGCUCCAAAUCUUCUGGCCAACAAACAUCCAAUCCAGCUGCUCAUGUGCACCCUGAAUGGUCAAGCCAUGGCUCUGAAUCUUCAACUGGAGGGCUGAAACAACCAACCAAUGUUCAUGUGCACCCAGGAUGGUCAGACUACAAUUCUUUUUCUGGCCAACAAACUUCUAAUCCAGCUGCUCAUGUGCACCCUGAAUGGUCGAGCACCGGCUCUUCAACUGGAGGUCUAAAACAACCAUCCAAUCAACAUGCUCAUGUGCACCCUGUAUUGUCAAGCUAUGGUUCCUCUUCAAGCUCCAAAUCAUCUGGCCAACAAACAUCCAAUCCAGCUGCUCAUGUGCACCCUGAAUGGUCAAGCUAUGGCUCUGAAUCUUCAACUGGAGGUCUAAAACAACCAUCCAAUCAACAUGCUCAUGUGCACCCUGUAUUGUCAAGCUAUGGUUCCUCUUCAAGCUCCAAAUCAUCUGGCCAACAAACAUCCAAUCCAGCUGCUCAUGUGCACCCUGAAUGGUCAAGCCAUGGCUCUGAAUCUUCAACUGGAGGGCUGAAACAACCAACCAAUGUUCAUGUGCACCCAGGAUGGUCAGACUACAGUUCUUUUUCUGGCCAACAAACUUCUAAUCCAGCUGCUCAUGUGCACCCUGAAUGGUCGAGCACCGGCUCUUCAACUGGAGGUCUGAAACAAACACCCCAUCAUGUGCACCCUGAAUGGUCAGGCUAUGGUUCCUCUUCCAGCUCCAAAUCUGGCCAACAAACAUCCAAUCCAGUGGUUCACAUGCACCCUGAAUGGUCAAGCUAUGGCUCUGAAUCUUCAACUGGAGGUCUGGAACCGUCCCAUCAACAUGUUCAUGUGCACCCAGGAUGGUCAGGCUAUGGUUCUUCUGGCCAACAAACAUCUAAUCCAACUGCUCAUGUGCACCCUGAAUGGUCAAGCCAUGACUCCUCCAGCUCUGAAUCUUCAACUGGAGGUCUGAAGCAACCAUCCCAUGUUCAUGUGCACCCAGGAUGGUCAGGCUAUAGUUCUUCUGGCCAACAAACAUCUGACCCAACUGCUCAUGUGCACCCUGAAUGGUCAAGCUAUGGCUCUGAAUCUUCAACUGGAGGUCUGAAACAACCAUCCAAUCAACAUGCUCAUGUGCACCCUGUAUUGUCAAGCUAUGGUUCCUCUUCAAGCUCCAAAUCAUCUGGCCAACAACCAUCCAAUCCAGCUGCUCAUGUGCACCCUGAAUGGUCAAGCUAUGGCUCUGAAUCUUCAACUGGAGGUCUGAAACAACCAUCCAAUCAACAUGCUCAUGUGCACCCUGUAUUGCCAAGCUACGGUUCCUCUUCAAGCUCCAAAUCAUCUGGCCAACAACCAUCCAAUCCAGCUGCUCAUGUGCACCCUGAAUGGUCAAGCUAUGGCUCUGAAUCUUCAACUGGAGGUCUGAAACAACCAUCCAAUCAACAUGCUCAUGUGCACCCUGUAUUGCCAAGCUAUGGUUCCUCUUCAAGCUCCAAAUCAUCUGGCCAACAACCAUCCAAUCAACAUGCUCAUGUGCACCCUGUAUUGUCAAGCUAUGGUUCCUCAAGCUCCAAAUCAUCUGGCCAACAACCAUCCAAUCAACAUGCUCAUGUGCACCCUGUAUUGUCAAGCUAUGGUUCCUCUUCAAGCUCCAAAUCAUCUGGCCAACAACCAUCCAAUCAACAUGCUCAUGUGCACCCUGUAUUGUCAAGCUAUGGUUCCUCAAGCUCCAAAUCAUCUGGCCAACAACCAUCCAAUCAACAUGCUCAUGUGCACCCUGUAUUGUCAAGCUACGGUUCCUCUUCAAGCUCCAAAUCAUCUGGCCAACAAACAUCCAAUCCAGCUGCUCAUGUGCACCCUGAAUGGUCAAGCUAUGGCUCUGAAUCUUCAACUGGAGGUCUGAAACAACCAUCCAAUCAACAUGCUCAUGUGCACCCUGUAUUGUCAAGCUAUGGUUCCUCUUCAAGCUCCAAAACAUCUGGCCAACAACCAUCCAAUCAACAUGCUCAUGUGCACCCUGUAUUGUCAAGCUAUGGUUCCUCAAGCUCCAAAUCAUCCGGCCAACAACCAUCCAAUCAACAUGCUCAUGUUCACCCUGAAUUGUCAAGCUAUGGUUCCUCAAGCUCCAAAUCAUCUGGCCAACAACCAUCCAAUCAACAUGCUCAUGUGCACCCUGAAUGGUCAAGCUAUGGUUCUGAAUCUUCAACUGGAGGUCUGAAACAACCAACCAAUCAACAUGCUCAUGUUCACCCUGUAUUGUCAAGCUAUGGUUCCUCUUCAAGCUCCAAAUCAUCUGGCCAACAACCAUCCAAUCAACAUGCUCAUGUACACCCUGAAUUGUCAAGCUAUGGUUCCUCAAGCUCCAAAUCAUCUGGCCAACAAACAUCCAAUCCAGCUGCUCAUGUGCACCCUGGAUGGUCAAGCUAUGGCUCUGAAUCUUCAACUGGAGGGCUGAAACAACCAUCCCAUGUUCAUGUGCACCCAGGAUGGUCAGGCUAUGACUCUAGCUCUAAAUCUUCCACUGGUGGUCAACAGCCCUCCCAUCAACAUGCUCAUGUGCACCCUGAAUGGUCAAGCUAUGGCGCUGAAUCUUCAACUGGAGGUCUGAAACAACCAUCCAAUCAACAUGCUCAUGUACACCCUGAAUUGUCAAGCUAUGGUUCCUCUUCAAGCUCCAAAUCAUCUGGCCAACAAACAUCCAAUCCAGCUGCUCAUGUGCACCCUGAAUGGUCAAGCUAUGGCUCUGAAUCUUCAACUGGAGGUCUGAAACAACCAACCAAUGUUCAUGUGCACCCAGGAUGGUCAGGCUAUGACUCCUCUAGCUCUAAAUCGUCCACUGGUGGUCAACAACCCUCCCAUCAACAUGCUCAUGUGCACCCAGGAUGGCCAGGCUACGACUCUUCCUCUUCUGGUCAACACACUUCUAAACCAGCUGUUCAUGUACACCCCGGAUGGUCAGGCUAUGGUUUCUCUAGCUCUAAAUCUUCCACUGGUGGUCAACAACCAUCUCAUCAUGCUCAUGUGCACCCUGAAUGGUCAAGCUAUGGUUCCUCUUCUAGCCAACAAACAUCCAAUCCAGCUGCUCACAUGCACCCUCAAUGGUCAAGCCAUGACUCCAGCUCCAAAUCUUCAACUGGUGGUCAGCAACCAUCCCAUCAACAUGCUCAUGUGCACCCAGGAUGGUCCGGCUAUGACUCCUCUUCUAGCCAAACAUCUAAUCCAGCUGCUCAUGUGUACCCAGGAUGGUCUGCCUAUGACUCCUCUUCUAGCCAAACAUCUAAUCCAGCUGCUCAUGUGUACCCAGGAUGGUCUGCCUAUGACUCCUCUUCUAGCCAAACAUCUAAUCCAGCUGCUCAUGUGUACCCAGGAUGGUCCGGCUAUGACUCCUCUUCUAGCCAAACAUCUAAUCCAGCUGCUCAUGUGCACCCAGGAUGGUCAAGCUAUGGACACUCCAGCUCACUGUACCCUGUAGUGGACCCUAGUGAGAAUUCUUAUAGCUCUUCAGGAUCCUAUCACUCUGGUAGUGUUCCCAACAAGAACCUUCAUGGUUGGAACAGACCUGAGUGGGCUCCAAUGUAUCCAGCAGGAAGCAAUGUGUUUGCCUUCAACCCGAGUGCUCCCAGCACUCCCUGGUUGUCUGGCCAGUCUAGCUCUGCUCCUGAAUACUCACCAACUUCCAUCGUCCAAUCCAGAUACGGCUACCAACGUGCGCGAGAUGAAUUUGCCAGAAUGCAAUAUUCCCAAGCUGAUGUUCCGUCAGGCUUCUCCAGAACUGCGAGCUCCCAAAGAAGCGCCCUGAAGAACUGAGGAACGUGUGGUUUGGGUCUAUGCGGACUAAGAUUCAAUAAAAAAACUUUAACUUGA